This is a messenger RNA of Bacidia gigantensis, 1908 nucleotides long. RefSeq lists its product as uncharacterized. The transcript has 8 exons. Bases 1 to 1908 code for a protein of 635 amino acids. Gene Ontology annotation, molecular function: protein binding. NCBI's taxonomy places the organism in Eukaryota, Fungi, Ascomycota, Lecanoromycetes, Lecanorales, Ramalinaceae. The record is from RefSeq and is a predicted model, not a curated record. Gene Ontology annotation, biological process: proteasome-mediated ubiquitin-dependent protein catabolic process. Gene Ontology annotation, cellular component: Cul4-RING E3 ubiquitin ligase complex.
AUGGCCACUCAAGCUUCCACUGAGGAUAAACGUAGUCGCUCUCCCGAUCCGGAUAGCCAUGCGCUGAACUCGUAUGAUCAAUCGACAGCCGAAAGCGAAUGGGUCGAUGAGGAUGAAAAUGACGACAUUGACUUUGAGUUGGGCUCCGAUGAAAGCGAGGAGAACAAUUUCUUCGAACCGAAUGAAGAAGCCGAGUUAGAUUUCUAUGACGCCGAUAACGGCGAGGAUGCUGUUGAAAUUGAACCUUCAAACACAAAUAGUACAGAUCAGUCAAUAGAGGACAUGCAAGUCACAGAGGCAGAAGAAGAGUCAACAACAGACGCACCAACAACUGAAGGUAGACGGCGCAUAUCAAGUAGGGUUCCCACGCAGAUAUUCCAAUUGUUGGGACGCCGUGGACUACAACAAUUGCUAGCGUCGCGUCAGACUGGCGACUCUGGCCCGUUGUUCCUUACUGACAGCGACGAGACUGUUAGAGAUCAGCGCAUGGAGAGGGAGAGUCGGCGAAAAAUCCAGGAUAAGCGAGUAAGGAGGGCCAAGCGUCCUCAAGUUCCGAAUGAAGAUGGAAGGAAGCUUAUGGAUCAUGGGGUUUUUGGGGGAAAACAAAGGUUAGCGCAUAAGCUCAUGCAUCGCGAGCUUGGCUUGAACGCUCCGAAAAUCAACGUUUCAGCAAGCGAUGUCGCUCAGGUCUGUCACAUGUUUACUGCGUGGAAAUACUACAAGACAGUCAUCUAUCCUUACGGGCAAUGGACCAUCACCGAUGCGACUCUGAGUCCAGACAAUCGUUAUCUAGCAUACAGUUCUAUUCGAAAUUUUUCUGAUACUGGGGAGGCAUCAAGGCGAGGUUGGAGACAGGGUUGGCACGGUUAUAGUCAUUUUGGCAUUUGGUCCAUCCGCUUCUCUGGUGAUGGAAGGGAAAUCGUAGCUGGAACAUCUGGGCCUUCAGUGUGUGUUUACGACAUAGAGCGGCGGCAAUCAAUAAUCAAUAUAGAGAAUGGGCACUCCGAGGAUGUCAAUGCCGUGUGUUUUGGAGACAAAAACUCCCCGCACAUCCUCUAUUCUGGCUCUGACGACACGCUGAUAAAGGUCUGGGAUCGAAGGAGUCUCGGCGAUGGCCGGGAAGCUGGUGUCUUUAUGGGCCAUACCGAAGGUCUCACAUAUGUUGACAGUAGGGGGGAUGGAAGGUAUGUGCUCAGCAACGGCAAGGACCAAUCGAUGAAAUUGUGGGACCUCCGAAAAAUGAUGUCGACGCAUGAGGCUCGUGACAUAAAUCCAGCGCGUUAUACGACAGGAUUCGACUACCGCUUUAUGACCUACUCCCUGGAUCAGUAUACCCCGCACCCGCAUGAUCGUUCGCUUGUCACUUUCAGAGGGCAUAGCGUCUUGAAAACGCUUAUAAGAUGUCACUUCUCACCACCCGGUAGCACUAAUUCAAGAUACGUCUAUUCUGGCAGCGAAGAUGGAAGCGUCUACGUGUAUAAUAUAGACGCCACACUUGCAGGCAAAAUAGACGUCAAUAGAGCGACGAGGGAUUCGAGACCGAGGGACCCCGAUGCGACGAACAAUUAUUAUAUAGACGACAGACGGGACAGAAACUCGUGGAAGACGUGUGUCAGGGAUGCUAGCUGGCAUCCUAAUGCCCCGAUAGUUGCAGCUACCUCGUGGAACGGCUGGGGCAUGUCGACUGGAACCUGCUCGAUACAUAGCUGGAACGAUGGUGCUGAGGAAGACGAAGGAAGCCCAAGAAUGGGACAAAGUGUAGAUCAAAGACUCGUGCCUGAUGAAGAGGAAGAGGAAAACAAGACGGUAGCUAGGCCAAGAGGGACCUUGAGCGAAUGGGGACACAGAUUAAGAAGUCGAAGAGUGACCGCGGCGAAUGACAACGAUAAUGAUGAGGUCGGGUGGUAA